AUGGAAGAGAUGAAUCAAAAAUGGGGAUUGCAAUGCUUAUAUGGUAAGGCUUGGCAAUUGAAGGAGUAUGCAGAGAGUCUUGUGUUCGGUCCCUCAGAAGAGUCAUUCCAACUCUUCCCUUCGUAUUUCCAUAUGUUGGAACGUGAAAAUCCUGAUAUUAUCACGGGGUGUCGCUACGGAUGGGAAACAAUGAUUCAAAUAUUAUUUCUAGGCGUUCAAGUCAUGUAUCCGGGGAUACGAAUGAGCAAAUAUAUCCAGUUGCAUUUGGCAUUGGCCCCCAUGGAAGACGAAGAGUCUUGGUCGUGGUUUCUUAACCAAUUGCAUAGUGUGAUUGGUUGUCCUGAAAAUGUAAUGUUCAUUUCUGAUCAGCAUCUUGGCAUUAAGAAUGCAGUUGAGAAAGUGUACAAGGAUGCUCAUCAAGGUCUAUGUAAUUACCACUUAGGGAAAAACGUUAAAAACAAGUUCAAGUGCGAAGAUGUUACUGUGAUUUUCACAUUGGCUGCCAACUGCUAUAAGGUCACCAAUUUUAACAGACAUAUGAAUCAACUGAAACUACUUUGCAAACCUGCUUAUGAUAGCCUUAUGAGAUUAGGCCCUAAGAAAUGGGCACGUGCACGGUCACUAGUAAGGCAAUACAAGCUAAUGACAUCUAACAUUGCAGAGUGUAUUAACCCCUGCUUGAGGCAUGCAAGAAAAUGCCAAUAA
Theobroma cacao (cacao) is the source of this 705-nucleotide messenger RNA. RefSeq lists its product as uncharacterized. Lineage: Eukaryota; Viridiplantae; Streptophyta; Magnoliopsida; Malvales; Malvaceae. Gene Ontology annotation, biological process: DNA transposition. Gene Ontology annotation, molecular function: DNA binding; transposase activity. The record is from RefSeq and is a predicted model, not a curated record.